AUGUCAUCGGCUGGUAGAAGUUGUGUGUACAAAUGGUCAUCUCAAACGAAUAUCACCACUACUGUUGCUGGUCGAGAAAAUUAUCAAGGAACGACGAGCGAGUAUCUCAGUUCUCCUGAAGGUAUUUAUGUCGAUGGAAACAGUGGUACGGUGUACAUCGCUGAUUAUGUCAAUAAUCGAAUUCAGAAAUGGGAAAAAGAUGCACACAAUGGUACCACAGUGGCUGGAUUGAGCACAGGAGAAGGAGGCAGUGAUCACGAGUCGUUGUCGGAACCAAGUUCUGUAUGGGUUGAUGAUGAAACUCAUGUUGUAUAUGUAGCUGAUUCAGCCAAUGAACGAAUUCAACGUUCGUUGUAUAAUGCAUUAGUGGGUGACACCAUUGCUGGUGGAUCAGGUACAGGCGAUAAACUGACGCAAUUUGAUCAGCCGAUCGACUUAAAAUUUGAUAAUGAUGGCAACCUCUACGUAUGUGACCGUGUAAAUCAUCGUGUUCUUAUGUUUAAACUAAUUAACAAUGAGCCAUGUUUUCCAGUAUCAACACCAACACCAUCAUCUACACCAACAUCGACAACAACAUCAACAGAAAAUGUAUGGCUUUCAAUGCCCGAUGGUGUACGCCUAUCUACUACACUCACUAUUCCCGUGGCAAAACAUGGCAAUGAAAAAUUCCCUGUUCUACUCGAAUAUAAACCCUAUCGAAAAGAUGACAAUUCCUUCAAUGCUGAUCAGUCCAAUAUUUUCUAUCUAGCACGACGAGGUUUCACUGUAGCUAAAGUUGAUAUUCGUGGCACGGGCUCAUCCGAAGGUGUUCUCAUUGAACGUGAAUAUACCACACAAGAACUAGAUGAUUGUGAACAUGUAAUUAAACAACUUGCUGAUUAUUCUCACUCUAAUGGUCGUGUGGGUAUGUUUGGUUUGAGUUGGUCAGCAUUUAAUUCUCUAAUGAUGGCUACAUUACGACGACCACCUGCUCUUCGAACUAUAUUUGCUGCACAUGCUUCAGAUGAUCUAUAUAAGAACGAUAUUCAUUAUCCAGAUGGUAUUAUGCAUCUAGAUCAUUAUAUAGUUUCAAUUGAUCAUGCAAAUGCAUUACCAGCUACACCUAAUUAUGUUAUGAAUGAACAAUGGAUUAAAGAACGAUUUACAAGAAGACCUUGGGCCGAUAUCUAUCUUGAACAUCAAUUGGAUGAUUCAUUUUGGAGAAAACAUUCAAUCAAAUAUGCCUAUGCUAAUCUCACUCUGCCCACUUAUUUAAUCGGAGGACUUUACGAUCCUUAUAAAGAUACUGCUAUUAAUAUAUAUGAACAUGCACAUCAAAUUUCGCCCAAAAUUAAAGUUGUUGUUGGUCCAUUUGUUCAUACAAUGCCUGAUAAUGUGAAUCGUAAUCCAGGUCCUGGUUUUGAUAGCAAUGCUGAAAUGGUUCGAUGGUUCAAUCAUUGGCUCAAAGAUGACAAUGGGAACAGUGACAUUUUAAAUGAGCCUGACAUUACAUUAUUCAUUAGAACAAGUCUUACUACGGGUACAUAUCGAUAUGAGCCUCAAUGGCCAAUUCCUCGUCAACGAACACGACGUAUGUACAUGACUAACGAUCAAAUGUUGACUGAACAGAUACCAGCAUCUGUAGAAGGAAAAAGAAACAACAGUAAUGUGGAUACACUAGAAUAUCGACCUUGGAUUGGCUUCGAAAGUGGUCUUUGGCUCGGUGGAUUGACAGGGCAUCAACAAUCCUAUGAUGAACAUUCUCUCGUAUAUCAGAGUGAUCCAAUCAAUGAAAUUAUUGAAAUUAUUGGUUUUGUCAAUGUAUCACUUCAGGUGAGUGCUACUGCUCCGAUGGCUCACUGGAUUGUACGAUUGGAAGAUGUGGAUAAUAAUGGUCAAGUAUGGCUUGUAACAACAGGUGCACUAAAUGGAGCUCAACGGCAAACACCAUCAGCCCCUCUCGAACCGAAUCAUACGUACAUAAUCACUUUUCGGCUUCAUUUCACUACAUGGACUUUCUUUACUGGUCAUUCUAUUCGUGUUGCUACUUCGAAUGCUAUGUUUCCCACUUAUUGGCCAUCUGCAUUUGCUAUGAACACAUCGCUCUUUCUUAAUUCAUCAGCUACUUUUAUUGACUUACCUGUUAUUCUUCCAUUGUCAUCAAUAUCACCACCACCAUCGUUUACUCAACAACAAGUUUCAUCUACUGAUAUCUUUCCAGAAUUAUUCUCGGCUGUAAUAUAUUCAUGUCGACUCUACUGGCAUGGAACUUCAGUUGUUCACAUUUGA
This is a messenger RNA of Adineta steineri, 2268 nucleotides long. The record is from the annotation of a GenBank genome assembly. NCBI's taxonomy places the organism in Eukaryota, Metazoa, Rotifera, Eurotatoria, Adinetida, Adinetidae.